UCUUGACAGUCUCUUGACAGUCCGACGUUCGACUCGCGUUGUCGAAAGAAUCUUUCCUUGGAUCGCAGAAAACCUGCGUCAUAUUAGUAGAUACGACGAGGUUAGGCGUUCGAUUACGUGUUGCAACUGCUAACUGCUGCUAUAUCUUAGGAUUUGAAAUUUUUUUAAAAUCUUCAUUCUGUCAAACAGUUUUUCUAACAAACGACACUUAUUGUUGGUACAAUAUCUUUUUAGUAAUAUUAAAAGAAACGUAAGUGUAAAUGCCUGCUCUGUCGUAACUGGAUAUAUUCAAAUUGCACAAAUUAAACUAAUUACUUUUACAAAGAAAUAGAAACAUUCCAGCUCGAAAUGUAAUGAAUAAAAUUCAAUUCACAAUCAUUAUUCUUGGUCAAAUGCAUCAACCUUUGAAUGAUGUUUAAUUAAGAAGAUAGUGUCUAUUUAGUUUACGUUUUAAAAUAUAUUACGUUGCACCCCACUACGUAACAGUUGCCAACUUCGUUUUUAAAAAUUUCAAUAUGAUGCGCAAAAUACUUGCAAUUAGCGCGCGAAGCAAGAAAUAUUUGUCAAGUGUUUCAAAAAAUUUGAAAAGUUGCGGACGUGAAUUUUGCACGGCCGUUGAAGAGAAUCGUUCGCCGUUGAACGGAGUAAGAAUUCUGGAUCUGACGCGAAUCGUGGCCGGUCCUUACUGCACAAUGAUCCUGGGUGAUCUCGGUGCGGAGAUCUUGAAGAUCGAACGACCCGACGGCGGGGACGAGUCACGCAAGUGGGGCCCGCCGUUCUUCCAAAGAACACAGGAGUCGACUUAUUUCAUGAGCGUCAACAGAAAUAAGAAAAGCGUUUGCAUCGAUUUGAAGAAGGGUAAGGAUAUUAUUUACGAGCUGGCACAGACAAGCGACGUCCUGAUGGAGAAUUAUGUGCCCGGAAAGCUGAGCAGCAUGGGCUUAGGAUACGAAGAUAUGGCUAAGAUAGCGCCACGUCUCAUCUAUUGCUCGUUGACUGGUUACGGAUCCAGUGGACCAUAUGCAAAUAGACCGGGUUACGAUGUCGUCGCUGCUUCCUUAGGCGGUCUUUUGCACAUUACCGGCCCGAAAGAUGGACCACCGUGCAAGGUUGGCGUAGCAAUGACUGAUCUGGCAACAGGCCUGUACGCUCAUGGAGCAAUUAUGGCAGCUUUACUACAAAAAUCGAAAACCAACAAAGGCCAGUGGAUACAAUGUAAUCUCUUGUCGACUCAAAUCGCAAGUCUGAUUAACAUUGCUUCAAAUUAUUUAAAUGCAAACAAGGAGGCGACAAGAUGGGGAUCUGAACACGAAAGCAUAGUUCCUUACGAAGCCUUUCCCACGAAAAAUGGAUACAUGACGAUUGGAGUAGGGAGCGAUGCACAAUUUCUGGAAUUAGUCACAAGAUUACAAAUGUCAGAACUUACUACUAAUGACAAGUUCAAGAAUAAUAUAGCUAGAGUUAAAAACAGAACGGAAUUACUUGAAAUCCUUAGAGAUGUAAUUAAAAAGAAAACAAAUCAAGAAUGGUCUGCAGAAUUUACAGGGGCUUCGUUUCCUUAUGGAGCAAUAAAUACUAUGAGAGAGGUAUUCGAUGAUCCCCAUGUGAAACAUAUCAAAUUGGUUCGAGAAGUAGAUCAUCCAGUUACAGGCAAAGUGAAACUUGUUGGACCACCUGUGACAUAUAGCUACGCUACUAAUAUGGUGCGAUCAGCACCACCAACAUUGGGACAGCAUACGUCAGAAGUUUUAAAAAAUAUAUUAAACUAUUCUGAUGAUAAAAUAGAACAUUUGAUAAAACAAAAAAUCGUACAAUAA
Messenger RNA from Mycetomoellerius zeteki, 1817 nucleotides. Its product is annotated as succinate--hydroxymethylglutarate CoA-transferase. Gene Ontology annotation, molecular function: succinate-hydroxymethylglutarate CoA-transferase activity. NCBI's taxonomy places the organism in Eukaryota, Metazoa, Arthropoda, Insecta, Hymenoptera, Formicidae. The coding region runs from base 516 to 1817 and encodes 433 amino acids. Gene Ontology annotation, cellular component: mitochondrion. The transcript has 2 exons. The record is from RefSeq and is a predicted model, not a curated record.